GCCACGGGGAAGGUCGUGGAGGACGUGCCCGUCGAGUUUGUGGGCGACGAGGAGAUCUGCGCCAUUGUGGGCAGGAGGCUGAGCAUGACGGACUGCAUCCGCAAGGGCUGGGUGCUCGACGGUUUCCCGAAGACGAAGGCGCAGGCCAGCCUCGGGGGCAGUCGCACCUCUGGCCGACGCGCCUGGUGCACCUGCAGGCCCCCGCCGCCGUCGUGCAGCAGCGCGUGGCCACGAGGACAGUCGACCCGGAGACUGGGCUUGCCUACUACAAGCCGCCUCAGAGUCCAGCCGUCGCCGAGAGGCUCGUCAAGGCCCCGCACGACUCGAACGAGCAGGUGCAAAAGCGCGUGAAGAUGCACGACGGCACCAUCCAGACAGUGAAGCAGAGCUUCCCGCUGGUGUCGUGCGACACGGACGGGACCCAGGACGCCACGGACGUCACCAGGGCCAUCCAGGAGUUCAUCGAGGCCGCGCAGGGCUGGGAGCUUGCCCAGGACCCGAGCAGCCAGGACGGAGCCUGA
Molecule: messenger RNA, 521 nt
Organism: Prorocentrum cordatum
Lineage: Eukaryota; Dinophyceae; Prorocentrales; Prorocentraceae
Source: the annotation of a GenBank genome assembly